CUGGUCCAGUGUGCAGCAUGGCGGUGACCGUGAAGGCCUACCUGAUGGGGAAGGACGAGGCGGUAAAAGAAGUCCGGAGGUUCGCGGUGGAUCAGGACGUUUCCUCCAGCUUCGAGUACCUGAGCAAGAAAACUGCGAGUGUGUUUAACAACCUGAAGAACUGCUUCAACAUGUACUACAGAGAUGGAGAUGGAGACCUGGUGGCCUUCUCCUCUGAUGAUGAGCUGAUGAUGGGUCUGGCCUGUAUGACCGACGCCACCUUCCGUCUCUACAUCAAAGAGAAGAAGGAGAACCGUAGAGACUUCCCUCUCCACGCCUUCCCCCCCUUCACCUUCGGCCCCCCUGCCCCGCCCCCUGGAGGCCCGAUGGCCCCGCCCCCUGGAGGCCCGAUGGCCCCGCCCCCUGGAGGCCCGAUGGCCCCGCCCCCCCACAUGCCCCCCCCCCACAUGCCCCCCCCGGUGCACGGUGAUGUCACCUGUGACGGCUGCGAGGGGCCCGUGGUGGGAACUCGCUUCAAGUGUUCGGUGUGUCCGAACUACGACCUCUGCUCGGCCUGCCAGGCCCGCGGCACGCACACGGAGCACGCCCUGCUGCCCAUCUGGCACCCCCUACAGUGGUUUCCUCGGGGGAAGUGGAUGAAGAGGAUGAGACACUGCAUGUGGAACCACAAUCUGAACCAGAAUCUGAACCAGGACCAAGACGGGCCCUCCAGACCCGCUGCAGACUGCAGCGCCCCCUCUGCGUCUGAGGCCAACGUGGACUUCCUGAAGAACAUCGGCGAGGGCGUGGCGGCCAUGCUGAGCCCACUGGGUAUCGACGUGGACAUCGACGUGGAGCACGAGGGCAAGAUGACCAAGGUGACCCCUCCCUCUCAGAGUGGGGGGGUGGAGGGAGACGGGGGCGGAGCCAGCAGCCAGGGCGGAGCCAGAAAUGAGAGUGGGGCCCAAAACGAGGGAGGGGCCAGCAGUGAGGGAGGGGCCAGCAGUGAGGGAGGGGCCAGCAGUGAGGGAGGAGCCAGCAGUGAGGGAGGGGCCAGCAUCGAAGGGUCAAAGGUGCGGAGAGACUCGGAGGAGGAGUGGACUCACCUGAGCCCCAAAGAGGUCGACCCGUCCACCGGAGAGCUGCAGUCCCUCAGAGACCAGGACCAGAACCAGGGUCCCCCAUCUGGUCCAACAGGCCUCAGGGAGGCAGCGCUGUACCCCCACCUGCCCCAAGAGGCCGACCCCCGCCUGGUGGAGUCUCUCUCUCAUAUGCUGUCGAUGGGUUUCACCGACGAAGGCGGCUGGCUGACUCGUCUCCUUCAGGCCAAAGACUUCGACAUCUGCGCCGCGCUGGACGCCAUCCAGUACGCCAAACAGCCCCGCCCACACCAGCCCUGAUGAUGUCAUCGUCUACACUAAACCAAUCAAACAGCAUCUAACACCAGGAAGUGAUUUACACUGUAAUCUCAGUUUAUAAUCAGUAAUCUGUCCAUAAUCAAUACUUUAAUCAGUCA
Molecule: messenger RNA, 1495 nt
Organism: Perca fluviatilis (European perch)
Lineage: Eukaryota; Metazoa; Chordata; Actinopteri; Perciformes; Percidae
Gene: sqstm1
Product: sequestosome 1
Exons: 8
Coding region: 18-1379 (453 amino acids)
Biological process (GO): aggrephagy; mitophagy; endosome organization
Cellular component (GO): amphisome; aggresome
Molecular function (GO): zinc ion binding; K63-linked polyubiquitin modification-dependent protein binding; protein kinase C binding
Source: RefSeq, a predicted model, not a curated record